UUUUUCUUCUCAAUGAGGAAACGGCGACUUUUAACCUCUUCGGUUUUUUGUACCACUUUCGGUUGUUUUAUCAAUUUUCAUCAGUUGGUUAUUCCAAGAAACAUUUAAGCUCUUUUCUUAUUGUUUGUCAUGAUUUUAUGUGGGAUUUGUAACCAAGAACAGUCAAAAUACAAAUGUCCUAAAUGUUGUGUUCAAUAUUGUUCAUUAAUUUGUUUUAAAUCAGAAACCCAUAGGGCCAAGGAUCGUUCCAUCGAGGAAGAGCAGGAGCAGAAUCAGGAGUCCAAAUCGAAACAAGGGCAAGUUCAAGCGACACAGGAAAACUCAUCAUCCACCCACAAUGAAGAUUCCUCCACCAACAAUACUACUCCAAACAAAUUCGACAGAUUAAUUUCUGAUCCACAAAUUCAAGCCAUGUUGAAGAUAAAGUCUCUUCAAUUCCAUCUCUCUACAAUUCUUCGUAUCUUGUCUGACCCGUCGUUAACCAAUGAACAAUCCACCGAGGGACGUCGUGAAAUCGCCAAUAAAAAAUUGUGUAACUUGAGAAUAGGAGGAGUUGAAGAAAAUGAGGUGAUUGAAGAUUUUGUAACCCGUACUUUAACGUUAUUACAGGAGGUUGAGUAGGUUAUGAUGAAUGUGUUAAAUUGAUUUUUUACAUGUUGUGCUCUUUAGUAGGGUGAUACUUGAGAUAAGAGAGUUAUAAUCAAUCAAGGAGAGUAAAUAAAGGUUGUGAUUUUAUCCGUGCAAAUGAUCUUAAGCAACAUUACUUUACUAUUUUUGGCACUACUCUACCAUUAACAUUGUAUAGAUAGUGACCACGACCACGUCAUUAUGGAGGCGACCCCGGGUUCGAACCGCGGGCGCGCGCGCCUAUAAAUCCUGUUGUACUUUGUUAGUGUUGUUGUUACUACUCCCUGGACAACAUCUCCCUGGACAGCUUGCUCUAUUAACA
[Candida] anglica is the source of this 949-nucleotide messenger RNA. The record is from the annotation of a GenBank genome assembly. Lineage: Eukaryota; Fungi; Ascomycota; Pichiomycetes; Serinales; Debaryomycetaceae.